GACAAGCCGAGCGCUGCAGCCGGGCCGGGGCUGGGUGACAAUCCCCCGGCGGCCGUGGGAGCCGCCAGGGCGGCAGGAUGGGCGGCGGGAGGGGAGCAGAUCCAUGAAGGUCCUGGGAGUCGGGGCUCAGGGCGCAGAGCGAAGCCGCCCCGGCUGAGCCAGACCCGGGAUCGCGGCCGGGAGAACCUCGCCAGGGCCGGGCGGCGCCGUGGAUGCUGUAGGACGAUGCCGUGCCGAGCCGGUGGCCGCGUGGUGCUGGCGCUGAUGACGCUGUCCCUCAGCUCCGCAGCCGAGGAGCUGCUGUGUGCCUGCGACGUGCCCCACUGCAGCCAGCCCAACUGCACGGGCAAGGUGUGCUUCGUCAGCAAGAGGAGGGAGGAGGGAACCAUCACCCGGCACCGCGGCUGCUUCUCCCAGAACAUCCUGGAGCACUGCCACACGCCCGUGACGGAGCAGUACGGCAUGAGGUGCUGCAGCUCCCGCAUGUGCAACGCCGAGCUGGACGUCUUCCUGCAAGGAGAAGAGGCCCUGGUAGAGACGCCUUCCCUACCCAACCUCCUGCUGAUGAUCUUCGUCCCUCUGCUCUCCCUCCUCGUGCUGGCGGCGCUCACGGCGCUCUUCUGCUGGAAGCUGGCCCAGCAGCGCCACAAGCACAGCGACUUUGGCGACACGGACCUCAUGCUGAAGGCUUCCAUGAUGGGCGACAGCACCUUGGAGGACCUGCUGAACGACGACUGCACCACGGGCAGCGGCUCCGGGCUGCCCUUCCUCGUGCAGAGAACGGUGGCUCGGCAGAUCACGCUCAUGGAGUGCGUGGGGAAAGGGCGCUACGGCGAGGUGUGGCGAGGCGUGUGGCACGGGGAGAGCGUGGCCGUGAAGAUCUUCUCCUCCCGGGACGAGCAGUCGUGGUUCCGCGAGACGGAGAUCUACAACACCGUCCUCCUCCGGCACGACAACAUCCUGGGUUUCAUCGCCUCUGACAUGACGUCCAGGAACUCCAGCACGCAGCUGUGGCUCAUCACCCACUACCACGAGAACGGCUCUCUCUACGAUUUCCUGCAGAGGACGACCCUGGACGUGGAGACCUGCCUGGGCUUGGCCUCCUCCAUCAUCUGCGGCCUCGUCCACCUCCACGUGGAGAUUUUCGGCACGCAGGGCAAACCCGCCAUCGCCCACCGCGACCUGAAGAGCAGGAACAUCCUGGUGAAAAGCAACCGGCAGUGCUGCAUCGCGGACCUGGGGCUGGCGGUCAUGCACUCCCAGGGCAGCGACUACCUGGACAUCGGCAACAACCCCCGGGUGGGCACCAAGCGCUACAUGGCCCCGGAGGUGCUGAGCGAGCAGAUCCGCACCGACUGCUUCGAGUCCUACAAGAAAACGGACAUCUGGGCGUACGGGCUGGUGCUCUGGGAGAUCACCCGGCGGACGGUGGUGAAUGGCGUCGUGGAGGAGUAUCGGCCGCCCUUCUUCGACGCCGUGCCCAGCGACCCCAGCUUCGAGGACAUGAAGAAGGUGGUGUGCGUGGACCAGCAGACCCCCGUGAUCCCCAACCGCCUCUUCUCCGACUCGGUUCUGUCGGCGCUGGCGAGGAUCAUGAAGGAGUGCUGGUACCAGAGCCCCUCGGCCCGUCUCACCGCCCUGCGCAUUAAAAAGACGUUGAAGAAGCUCAACAAUUCCGUCGAGAAGCCAAAGGCGGAGCAGUGAGCGCCGGGAACCGGGCACCGGAGCCACGGACGAGCCGCAGAGGGGACGGGAUGGCUCCGGUCACUGAGGGGAUUUGCUCAGAGCUCCUGCCUCUCCCACCCCUCCUUCCAGCCGGUUGAAUUUGCAAGCACGGAACAAACCCCAAAAAAAACAAAAAAACAAACCACCACCAAAGGAGGAAUCACCCACCCGGGCCAUAAAAAUAUCCCCGGUGUCACCCGACACCGGCGCGUCUCGCUGUCCCGGCGGGGAUGGCAGCUGGCCGCUCACCUCGGCGCCAGGGCGAGGGGCACGGAUGGCAGAACCACCCUCUGCUGCUCUCCCAGCCCUGGGGGCACCCACCCGGAGCCGGAGCUGCCCGGACCCGCCCGCCCGACGCUGGCAGCGGCCACGCCGGGGGCUCGGCGGCGCCAGGAAUUCCCCGGCGGAGCUGCGGUGCCCGGAGCUCCUCUCGCUAAAGGAAGGAUGGGUUUCGUUCGGAAAGGAUCGUCCGAGGGCAGCAUCCCCCUUUAGCAGCCUGGAUUGUUGGGAUCCCAAAAAACGAGGAGCUGCCGGCGUCCAGCGCGGCCUGAGCCUUCCGUGUGCCGCCAAGGAUGGGGGGUCCCGUGGUGAUGGUUCCUUGCCAAGCAGCCAGCAUCCCCAAAAAAAGGGCUCCUUGGGGUCUUUGCCGAAAUUCUGGCGUUUGCCGAGGUGUUUUUGGCUCAGCCGGCUUCAUCCCGCCUUGCUCCCUGCCGUCCCCAAAAUCCGCGCCCGUGCUUGGAGAUGUUCGGGCACGACCAGGAUGGGACGUUCAGCAGAACCAGCUUUGCCACGUAACUAUUUAAUUAUUAAGAUUUAAUAUAUUUAAUAAAGUGUAAAGCUAUUUUAUCAGCGAGACCUGCCGAACCUCCCGUGCUGGGCACCGCGGCAGGACGGGACUGGGAGCUCCUGCCUGCCUCCUGUCUCCGGCAGCAGCGUUGGAUCCCGUAAAAAACCCGGCUCCAACGCUCUCCCUGAGCCCGUGAGGGGCUGUGGCUGCUCCAGGGGGUCACAGCCCUCCCACCCUGCGGGGUUUGCACGGCCAAAGCCCCCGGGAUGGAAGCAGAGCUUGGCCAUUCGGGGGGUUCAGCUCCAAAGUGUUCCCAGCACAUCGCAGCCGCCGCCUUGGUCUGAGCCCAGUUAGAGACUGGAAGGAACUGGGCAGCAAAGGGGAGCUGCUGGUUCUGGGCAGGGCAUGAGGUUGUGGAGGGUUUGGAGAGCUUUGAUGUGGGCUUGGAGUGCUCAGCCUGGGGUUUGGGGUGCCAUAUCCGGGGUUUGGGGUGCUCAGCCCUGGAGCUGGGUGCCCUGGCUGGGGUUUGGGACACUCAGUGCAUAGUUUGGGGUGCCCUAGCUAGGGUCUGGAGUGCCCUGCCUAGAGUUCAAGACGCUCAGCCUGUGGUUUGGGGUGCCCUACCUGGGAUUUGGGGUGCUGACCCAGGGUUUGGGGUGCUCAGCCUGUGGUUUGGGGUGCUGACCCAGGGUUUGGGGUGCCCUACCUAGGAUUUGGGGUGCUGACCCAGGGUUUGGGGUGCCCUACCUGGCAUUUGAGGUGCCCUACCCAGGGUCUGGAGUGCCCUACCCAGAGUUUGGAGUGCUCAGCCCAGGGUUUGGGGUGCCCUACCUGGGUUUUGGGGUGCUGACCCAGGGUUUGGGGUGCUCAGCCUGGGGUUUGGGGUGCCCUACCCAGAGUUUGGAGUGCUCAGCCUGUGGUUUGGGGUGCUGACCCAGGGUUUGGGGUGCCCAGCCUGUGGUUUGGGGUGCCCUACCUGGGAUUUGGGGUGCUUACGCAGGGUUUGGGGUGCUCAGCCUGGGGUUUGGGGUGCCCUAGGCAGGGUCGGGAGAGCCCUGCCCGGGUUUGGGAUGCCCAGCCCAGGGUGGCUCAGCCCCUACCUGCCCC
Molecule: messenger RNA, 3619 nt
Organism: Hirundo rustica (Barn swallow)
Lineage: Eukaryota; Metazoa; Chordata; Aves; Passeriformes; Hirundinidae
Gene: ACVRL1
Product: activin A receptor like type 1
Exons: 10
Coding region: 226-1704 (492 amino acids)
Biological process (GO): transforming growth factor beta receptor signaling pathway; cellular response to growth factor stimulus; dorsal/ventral pattern formation
Cellular component (GO): plasma membrane; BMP receptor complex
Molecular function (GO): ATP binding; transforming growth factor beta receptor activity, type I; SMAD binding
Source: RefSeq, a predicted model, not a curated record